CGCGCCCUGAGCGUCGUCAUCUACCGGGAGAGGCGAAGGGCAUCCGGGAUACAGCCGAGUGUGGAUCCGUUGAGACACUUCUGGAGUGGACGUUUGAUUCAGCCCUUCCUGUCCUGGGACCAACCCGGGUGGAGUUUGAUUUCCUGCCGUCAUUGUGAGGCUGAGGAGGUCCGGCUUGUCGGACUGACCACCACCACCGUGUGUGUGAAACUUUAAGGACUGCUCAUGCACCGUUUAAGGACUUGUGCGGCGCGGUUGCGUCCGCUCACUGCCUCACAGGCAGCUCAGACUCUCGGCCCGCAGCGGCCAACCACAGGCAUCUCCACAGGCGCCACAAGGACGUUUCAGCCAAUCAAGUGCUACUCGGCGCCUGUGGCUUCGGAGCCGUUCCUGAAUGGGACGAGCUCCAAUUACGUUGAGGAGAUGUACUACGCCUGGCUGGAGAAUCCCAAAAGUGUUCACAAGUCCUGGGAUGUGUUUUUCCGGAACGCCAACGCCGGCGCCCCCCCCGGCGCCGCAUACCAGUCUCCUCUGGGUCUGUCUGCGGCUUCGGGCCUCGUCGCCCCUCAGCUGUCCUCGCUGGUAGGAGCUCAGCCCAACGUGGAGAAGCUGGUGGAGGAUCACCUGGCUGUGCAGUCACUCAUCAGAGCCUACCAGAUCCGAGGGCACCAUGUGGCCCAGUUGGACCCCCUCGGCAUCAUGGACGCUGAUCUGGACUCGUGUGUCCCCACUGACAUUAUCACCUCCUCCGACAAGCUGGGUUUCUACGGUCUGGACGAGUCGGACCUGGACAAGGUUUUCAGGCUGCCCACCACCACCUUCAUCGGGGGCUCCGAGACCGCGUUGCCUCUGAAGGAGAUCAUCCGCCGCCUAGAGAUGGCGUACUGCCAGCACAUCGGUGUGGAGUUCAUGUUCAUCAACGACCUGGAGCAGUGUCAGUGGAUCCGACAGAAGUUCGAGACCCCCGGCGUGAUGCAGUUCACUCUGGAGGAGAAGAGGACGCUGCUGGCUCGCAUGAUCCGCUCCACCAGGUUUGAGGAGUUCCUGCAGAAGAAGUGGUCUGCAGAGAAACGCUUCGGACUGGAGGGAUGCGAGUCUCUGAUCCCGGCCCUGAAAACCAUCAUCGAUAAGUCCUCUGAGAACGGCGUGGAGAACGUCAUCAUGGGCAUGCCUCACAGGGGGCGACUCAACGUUUUGGCCAACGUGAUCCGUAAAGAGCUGGAGCAGAUCUUCUGUCAGUUCGACUCCAAGCUGGAAGCUGCAGAUGAGGGUUCCGGAGAUGUCAAGUACCACCUGGGAAUGUACCAUCGGCGUAUCAACCGCGUGACGGACCGGAACAUCACCCUGUCUCUGGUGGCCAACCCGUCCCACCUGGAGGCCGUGGACCCCGUGGUUCAGGGGAAGACCAAAGCUGAGCAGUUCUACUGUGGAGACAAUGACGGGAACAGAGUGAUGUCCAUCCUGCUGCACGGAGACGCAGCGUUCGCAGGUCAGGGGAUCGUCUAUGAGACCUUCCACCUGUCGGACCUGCCGUCCUACACCACGCAUGGCACCGUGCACGUGGUCGCCAACAACCAGAUCGGCUUCACCACAGAUCCUCGCAUGGCGCGCUCGUCCCCGUACCCGACCGACGUCGCCCGGGUCGUCAACGCACCCAUCUUCCACGUCAACGCCGACGACCCCGAAGCCGUCAUCUACGUCUGCAAGGUGGCGGCGGAGUGGAGGGCCACGUUCCACAAGGACGUGGUGGUGGACCUGGUGUGUUACCGGCGGAUGGGCCACAACGAGAUGGACGAGCCGAUGUUCACGCAGCCGCUGAUGUACAAACAGAUCAAGAAGCAGAAGCCGGUUCUGCAGAAAUACGCUGAGAAGCUGAUCGCAGAGGGAGCCGUGAGCAGGCAGGAGUACGAGGAGGAGAUCGCCAAGUAUGAUAAGAUCUGCGAGGAGGCGUACGCUCGCUCCAAAGACGAGAAGAUCCUCCACAUCAAGCACUGGCUGGACUCGCCGUGGCCCGGCUUUUUCACGCUGGACGGUCAGCCCAAGUCCAUGAGCUGCCCCUCCACCGGUCUGUCAGAGGAGAACUUGAACCACAUCGGACAAGUGGCCUCGUCGGUCCCCGUGGAGGACUUCACCAUCCACGGAGGUCUGAGUCGAAUCCUGAAGGGCCGAGCGGAGAUGGUUAAGAACCGGAUGGUGGACUGGGCUCUGGGAGAGUACAUGGCCUUCGGGUCGCUGCUGAAAGAGGGAAUCCACGUCAGACUGUCGGGUCAGGACGUAGAGAGAGGAACCUUCAGCCACCGUCACCACGUCCUUCACGACCAGAACGUGGACAAGAGGACCUGCAUCCCCAUGAACCACGUGUCCCCCGACCAGGCGCCGUACACCGUCUGCAACAGCUCGCUGUCUGAGUACGGCGUCCUGGGCUUCGAGCUGGGCUUCGCCAUGGCCAGUCCCAACGCUCUGAUCCUGUGGGAGGCUCAGUUCGGAGACUUCCACAACACGGCACAGUGCAUCAUCGACCAGUUCAUCUGUCCCGGCCAGGCCAAGUGGGUCCGCCAGAAUGGCAUCGUGCUGCUGCUGCCGCACGGCAUGGAGGGCAUGGGUCCAGAACAUUCUUCAGCCCGUCCAGAGAGGUUCCUCCAGAUGUGCAACGACGACCCGGAUGUCAUGCCUAACAUCACGGAGGACUUUGCAACGCGUCAGCUCUACGACUGUAACUGGAUCGUUGUGAACUGUUCGUCUCCUGGAAACUAUUUCCACGUCCUGAGGAGACAGAUCCUGCUGCCGUUCAGGAAGCCUCUGAUCGUCUUCACUCCCAAAUCUCUGUUGCGCCACCCGGAGGCCCGAUCCAGCUUUGACGAGAUGCUGCCUGGAACUCACUUCCAGCGGCUGAUCCCAGACGGAGGUCCGGCGGCCGAGCAUCCAGAGGAGGUGAAGCGCCUGAUCUUCUGCACCGGAAAGGUUUACUACGAGCUGACCAAAGAGAGGAAGAACAGAGGCAUGGAGGGAACCGUGGCCAUCUCUCGCAUCGAGCAGCUCUCCCCGUUCCCGUUCGACCAGGUGAAGGCGGAGUCAGAGCGUUUCUGCAACGCCGACUUGGUCUGGUGUCAGGAGGAGCACAAGAACCAGGGUUACUAUGACUACGUCAAGCCUCGCAUCAGGACCACCACCAACAGAGCCAAGCCUGUCUGGUACGCCGGCAGAGACCCGGCUGCUGCUCCGGCGACAGGAAACAAGAACACACACCUGAUGGAGCUGCGCCGCUUCCUGGACACCGCUUUCGGCCUGGAUGCGUUCAAAGACGAGCAGUAAACCUGAAACCUGCAGCACCUGGAACAGACCCUCACCUGGACACGCACACACACACACACACAGACAGCAAGCUGAACUGCUAAAGACACAGAACGAGACAGAAUAAGAUGGAGGAUGAAACAACCGACUGGUCUAUCAACUGGGCUUUAUCAGAUGUUCCUGCAGAUGUUUGCAUUAAAAUCUCCUGCCUCAAGCUCAACUUCCAGCUCUGUUUCCUCCGCGUGUUGCUCUGGCUCCGCCUCCUUCACAGCUUCCUCCCUGUGUUGCUCUGACUCCGCCUCCUUCACGCGUUCCACCUCUUUCAGCAGAACUUUUUAAGCUGAACCUUAAAUUGACAGAAAUUUGAGUGAAGUUUGUUUGGGAAAGCUGCAGGAGAGGCAACAUGAGGAGGUUUCUGUGUUCCAGGCGGCGGAGUCGAGCCAGGAACUGAUCUCACACACACACACACAUGCACACACCAUUCUCCGUCCACACGCACGCACACACACACUCCAGCUGACACUCUGGAGAAGCGGUGGUUCAGAUUACAGAGUAGUCUGCCUUCAUCAUCGUCAUGGUCACUCCCCAGCACUCAUUCUUAGGAUCCUUUCUUCUUCUCCUUCUCCUCCUCUUCCUCAUUGGCCCCCUGAACUCCUGAGAAGCUGCAGGAAACUUUUUAUUUAGCUUUUAAAAACAGCUCGUUAGCAACAUUAGCAUGGUUAGCGCUCUGCACCCAGAGGAGGAGGAAUCAGGCAGCAGGUGGAGGUUUUCUCCUUGAUUUUGAGUUUUUUUCCUGCGCAUUUGCUUAUUAAGGAAAGUCCAAAAUUGGUUGCCAAGGCAACGCCUAACGCUGAGAUUUUUAAUGGUCUUUUACUUGAAGGCUACAUGGGAAAUGAACUGGGACCUUAAACGACCACAUGCACAGCUGAUGAGUCGUUAAGCCCCUCCCCCUUCAGGCGAGCGUUCGUGUCGUGCCAAAACGUGCCGCCGCGUCUCAGAUUUUAGUUUGUUCUGGUGUCGCAGCUGAACGGUGGACAGGAAGACGUCGGCUGCUGCUGCUCUGAGCUUCGCUCAAAGAAAAUCACUUAUUUAUUUUCAUAUUAGGGGAUUGAAGUCGUCUUCUGUUAUUUUUGCUUCAUUCAAUAAAGAUUCUGUACGAACC
Messenger RNA from Melanotaenia boesemani (Boeseman's rainbowfish), 4453 nucleotides. It is a transcript of the gene ogdha, whose product is annotated as oxoglutarate dehydrogenase a. Gene Ontology annotation, biological process: tricarboxylic acid cycle. The record is from RefSeq and is a predicted model, not a curated record. The transcript is spliced from 23 exons. Gene Ontology annotation, cellular component: oxoglutarate dehydrogenase complex; mitochondrion. Lineage: Eukaryota; Metazoa; Chordata; Actinopteri; Atheriniformes; Melanotaeniidae. Gene Ontology annotation, molecular function: oxoglutarate dehydrogenase (succinyl-transferring) activity; thiamine pyrophosphate binding. Bases 226 to 3312 code for a protein of 1028 amino acids.